This is a messenger RNA of Daldinia decipiens, 2079 nucleotides long. RefSeq names its product Di-copper centre-containing protein. The transcript has 4 exons. The record is from RefSeq and is a predicted model, not a curated record. Lineage: Eukaryota; Fungi; Ascomycota; Sordariomycetes; Xylariales; Hypoxylaceae. Gene Ontology annotation, molecular function: oxidoreductase activity. Bases 1 to 1896 code for a protein of 631 amino acids.
AUGUCGUCUGUUCAUAAGAUUUGCCUUGCCGUCACUCUACUGUUCUCUAUAGUUGUUGCUAACGUCCAACCGGGGCAAUACGACUAUGGGUUUACCGCUGAUCUUCGUUUGCGAAAACGGGCUCCGUCUCAGUCUUCUAUCGUAACCGGCCCUCCUCGGUUCAAUGGGGAAACGCAGUUGAGACAAGAUAUCCGAGAUUUGCAAAAUGACGAGGACAAAUGGAACUUGUACCUCCUCGCCCUUAGCUGGAUGCAAUUCACCGACCAGGAGUCACAAUUCUCGUGGUACCAGAUCACAGGGAUUCAUGGAGCUCCUGCAUUAACAUGGGCAGAUGUCAACCCGACGCCAGGAAAUGAACACAGUGGGUAUUGCACUCAUGUGUCCAUUCUGUUUCCUCCCUGGCAUCGACCUUAUCUUGCUCUAUAUGAGCAAGUCUUGUACAACAUUGUUCAAUUUAUUGCGUCGUUUUACCCACCAGAACUUCAAGACCGGUUCCAAAAAGCUGCAGAUACCUUCCGGAUCCCGUACUGGGAUUGGGCUGCCGUCCCCCCGAACGGAGUCAGUGUCCUCCCUCUAAGUGUUGGUGCUUCGCCGACCAUAAACGUGACCGGACCAAACGGUAUUCAGAGUAUUUCGAACCCUCUAUUCAGCUACGUCUUUAGGCCAUUUAAUAGUUCGACUUUUCCGGAUUUCCCUUAUAAUACAUGGCUCGAGACAAAGCGAGCACCGCGUCCGAUUAAUAGUGCAAAUGCAACUUCAAAUAAUUCAUUCGUAGCACACGCAUUAGAUGUCCAUCUCCCAAGUUUCCAGCAGAGGUUAUACAACUUAUUCUCUAACUACCCCAACUAUACAACCUUCAGCAACGAAGCUUGGAUCCCUGGUCCUAACAAUGGCACGUACGACUCCCUUGAAUCUCUUCACGACGCAAUCCACACAGUUGGAGGAGGUGUUUACGGGCAUCUUGCUAUCAUAGCCUAUUCCGGAUUUGAUCCACUCUUCUGGCUACAUCAUGCCAAUAUCGACAGGAUCUUUACUAUGUGGCAACACCUCUACAAUGACACAUAUGUGGUCCCCCAGCCUGCUGUUUAUUCUUCUCAUACGACAUCUCCUGGACAGGUAGAAAACGCUCAGACACCUCUCACACCAUUCUUCUUCAACGAAACAGAUUUCUGGACGGCUGACAUGGUACGGGAUCAUGAAGUUUUCGGCUAUACGUACCCCGAAGUAGCCAACAAGAAUCGCUCAGAACUUGUGGCAACGAUCAACAAGCUCUAUGGGAAGUUUAGCCCGGCUUCUAUAUUCAUGGGGUCGGACAGGAGUCUACGACAUAGCAGCAGACAUAUAAAGCAUCCAAGUCAUCGAGGGUCGUAUAAGGCAAAUGGCAUAUCUUGGAACAGCCAGUCUUCCAGCAGGCCUCCCUUAAGCGCGGUUUUUAGGGGUGGCAAGUAUCGCGAGUGGAUUGCAAACAUAAGGGUGAACAAACAUGCUAUGGGUGGUUCGUUUUCCAUCCAUCUCUUCCUAGGGGACGUCCCAUCCGACCCAUCAUCAUGGCCGGUAGCGCCCAACUUAGUAGGCACGCACGGAAUCUUCGCUCAUAAAAGCGUGCACAGCCGCGCCUCUGAUCGGAUGGUUACGGGGACAAUACCCAUGACUUCGGCCCUGAUGCAUAUGGUAGCAUCAGGUAAGGUAUCAAGCUUGCAUGCAGAAGACGCCGAGCCGUUCCUGAAGUCUCACCUCGAGGUACGAAUAUCACUUUCGAAUGGCACGGUAGUCAAUGCUCGCCAUGUAGGCGGACUUGGCAUCAACAUUGUCAGCUCCUUGGUCAAGGCACCAGAGUCGGAGAAUAUGCUUUCGGAAUGGGGCAAAAUGGAAACACAUUUUAAUCUAGUUGGGUAAGGAAACGGGCUACUAGGCCACCUUACUUUAGCCAGUAUUCGGAGGGUUUGUACAAAAAGAGUUGGUAAUGUUGUAUUUGGUCGAUUUCCUAUAGCACACUUGAAAACAAGUCUGAUAGAAGACUUUGAUGUAGUUCGACCAUUAGGUAGCUAUUUCGCUAGGUACUCUUAAUAAUUAAUGAAC